Molecule: messenger RNA, 228 nt
Organism: Penicillium brevicompactum
Lineage: Eukaryota; Fungi; Ascomycota; Eurotiomycetes; Eurotiales; Aspergillaceae
Exons: 1
Coding region: 1-228 (75 amino acids)
Source: RefSeq, a predicted model, not a curated record
AUGCUCCGGCAUCGUCUUGAGACACGAUUCGAUGGUCGCUCCGCCCUGGCUGCAAGCAGCCAGCACGAAGACGACGACCGAACCGAGCCCAAUGCGAUGUCGGAACAUUGGCAAAUGCCAGACCCGAGAUCCAACAGGGUGAGAAAGGGUGAGACCAGGACUGAAGACAAGUCGGGAGGCCCGACAAGAGGCAGAUGGUCACAACAAAUGGCAGAAAUGGGCCGGUAA